This is a messenger RNA of Astrephomene gubernaculifera, 684 nucleotides long. The record is from the annotation of a GenBank genome assembly. Lineage: Eukaryota; Viridiplantae; Chlorophyta; Chlorophyceae; Chlamydomonadales; Astrephomenaceae.
GGGGGAAAGACCAAGGCUGGCAAAAGCACCGGCAAGAAGCCCCCCACCGCUCGCCGCAGUCGGGGAGGAGCCGCGGGCGCUGCUGCUGCUGCUGCUGCUGGCGGCGGUGCUGAGGGUGUUGCUGUGAAGCAGGAGGAGGAAGAGGGAGGCGCCGAGCAGGCGGCCCCGCGCGACUUCUCCGGCACCGACCCCGAGCUGUUCCGACAGUACGACACACGUCCGGAUCCCGAGGAGGGCGGGGCGUCGUUGGAUAAGGCGGGGCCGGGUAUGAUUGUCAAGAGGUGGCAGGCGCUGCUGUCCUCGCUCCCCGCCUCCAGCCUGCGCACCUACGCACCCGGAGAGCGCAUGGGCGGCUGCGAGCUGAGCUCGUACGAUCAGGCGUACGGCGAGUUCAUACACCUGUACGGCAGCAAACUGCCGGCGGGGGCAGCCAAACGCAUCCUGGUGGAGGCCAAGCGACGAGUGCGGCUGCUGGUGCGCACGCCCCCCACCGCCGCCUGCACCCCCGCAGCCACACACAAGACAUCAGCAGCCCAGGACGACAACAACACCGCCGCCGCCACCGCUCCCGCCUCCCACCCCUCGGGCCGUGCCGCACGUGCCGCAGCUCUGCGAGCCGUAGCAGCCUCGCGGGAGCAUCUGACCCGUGGGUCGUUCAGGGACGGUAGCAGCGAAGAAGAGGAG